UUGGAAUCUCUCGUCCUUUUGCGUCAGCAUUGUACAGAGCUCAAGCUCGCGAUGCAUAGCACGUGAAAAAGUAAAGAGGUUUGAAAACUUCAGGCUACACUUAGUUUGCGUGGGCCAUAUCAAAAGGUCUACACGACUACUCAAACUUUGGUAGUAGACCAGACCUGAGAACCAGCGUUGCUUCGAUUACCAGAUUCCAACACGACUUUCUCCUUUCUUUGGCUGUGACGCAUCAUGACAAGUGCGAUGGUCCGUCACUGAUAUCCUAGUCGUUGAACGACGUUGUCCAACUGAGCAGAGGAAGAUCAGCUUUUGCUUCUGUACGGUUCUUUAAGCUUGAUGAGAAGGAAUCGCUCAAGACUCGGCUCGAGUGCAACUGACACGAAAUGGGCUGUUGGGGUCUGGAUUCUUGAAGGCUGCAGGGUAUACAUGUGGUGGUCGUGGUACAUUUUGUAGAAGCUUCUUUCAAAUAUGUUCCUCUUGCUUAAACACUGCUGGCAUAUGAUCUUGCUAAACGCUGACAUUAAGCCACCUUCAUCGAACAUGAGAGAAUCCGCGAGGUGUUUCGUGUUGUCUCGUUCUUCUUAAGAUGAUCUUUAAAACUACCUCUAAUUUUUUUCGUUCCUCUUCUAGGCAAUAACUUUAAGCUAGGUCUAAAAUAUCGUAAAUUUGUAUAAUCGCUGGUUGCUUUUUCCUUCUCUGUUUUAAGCUCCGCCUAAGGGGCCCCGUGAGAGUUCAAGCUCAUUCCCAUCGUCCACCGGAGGUGCGUUCAAAUUCACUGCUGCUGUUGAUGGUACAAACACACUAGAAAUCAAUGACGCAGUGCUUGCUCCUCUUUGUAUCAAUCAGCAGGCUUAAAUUGCCAAAUAUGUGCUUGUAAAGUUGCAGUCUCUGUAAGAGUGUGUGAUGAACGACGGUACAAAGGCACCGAUCAACAAGAAGACUCUUGAUGGGAUCGAGGUUCAAUGCUGCGAUAAAAGAUUUGAGAAGCCAUUUUGCAGAAUGGCAGGCUCUGUCGAAGUUGUAGCCCAUCAUCAGAGGCCGGACAUCUUCCUCCGUGUUCCACCAAGUAAUUCAUGCAUUGCAGGUAGCUCAUGAGGACAUGCUGCUGCUGAUCACGAGCGGUACCAGAGCUCCAAGGGGACUCAAGCGCAACCAAAUUUCUCAGGAUACUCUCGGUGCUGUCCUCAAUGUGUAGCAAAAGAGUUGUUGUGAAGCGAAAGAGUUGCCUGCAGAUAAAGUCUAAUAGCCUCAUGAACUUCAAGCUUUGACAAGACGCCUCAUUUCCGUAUCAUCUGCUUCAGCUUCGUCGAUAUUCAAUAUGUAAUGCGGAUUGGAAACUUCACCGUCCUCGAGGUUGGGCAACGAGCUCGUAGUGUCUCUACGUGGAAUAAAAAUAGUGCACGAGAGAGCGGAGACGAGAGUAUAGAGUUGCAGGUUUCAACAGUGAUUUGCCACAGGCGAGAGGAAAAAUCAGUUCCUAAUAGCAACGUGUUAGUUUUUGUUCAUAGUAGCAACUUGAUCAUUCUGCCGAGCAUGAGCAUACAGUAGCAGUAGCAUGCAGAUUCAACAGAGAGACUCAGGGCUUUGAUACGGUAUGCACAGUUCCUGUAAAUCAAUGUGAAAGCAACCGUUAUAAAUACAUCCAAAUGUGAUGUGAGAAGAGGUGACAGUGACACCAAAGUUGGCU
Messenger RNA from Marchantia polymorpha subsp. ruderalis, 1690 nucleotides. NCBI's taxonomy places the organism in Eukaryota, Viridiplantae, Streptophyta, Marchantiopsida, Marchantiales, Marchantiaceae. The record is from the annotation of a GenBank genome assembly.